This is a messenger RNA of Spirometra erinaceieuropaei, 430 nucleotides long. The record is from the annotation of a GenBank genome assembly. Lineage: Eukaryota; Metazoa; Platyhelminthes; Cestoda; Diphyllobothriidea; Diphyllobothriidae.
AUGACCGACAACACUGAGUCAGACGCCACGGUCUCUUCGCCAGCACAAUUCCUGGAGAAACUCAAAGGGGUAAGCCUCCAUCCAAAUGAGGUCAUGGCAUCUUUUGAUGUUACAUCCCUUUCUACUUCUACUCCCAAGGACCUGGCGAUCGAGCUGCUUCUACAAAGCAAAUACGAUGAAACGGAGAAUCGUCUUGGACACGCCCAACUCCUUCAGCUCCUAAAGUUCUGUCUCAGGACGUACUUCACGUUCGACGGGACAAUCUACGAACAGGUGAAGGGCACACCGAUGGGUUCGCUGAUUUCGGGAUUCAUCGCCGAGGUGGUCCUGCAACGAUUAGAGUCACUGGUCUUCCAACACCAUAAACCGAAGUUCUGGGCCCGGUAUGUGGAUGAUACUUUCGUCGUUAUCGACCAGGAUCAACUGCUGA